Molecule: messenger RNA, 1644 nt
Organism: Larimichthys crocea (large yellow croaker)
Lineage: Eukaryota; Metazoa; Chordata; Actinopteri; Sciaenidae
Gene: ebp
Product: EBP cholestenol delta-isomerase
Exons: 5
Coding region: 150-848 (232 amino acids)
Biological process (GO): cholesterol biosynthetic process
Cellular component (GO): membrane; endoplasmic reticulum
Molecular function (GO): cholestenol delta-isomerase activity; C-8 sterol isomerase activity; steroid Delta-isomerase activity
Source: RefSeq, a predicted model, not a curated record
AUCACAAGUAAUCGCCCCCUACAGAAGUGUGUUCCGGGUUUGACUUUCCCCCCGUGAUUAUAGCAUGUAGUUAGACAGCAGUGAACGAUUAGAUCGAAAACUUUAAUUAAUCAACUGUGUGCGGCUGGACACCUAUUUUAUUGCAGACGAUGGAUGCCACAUCAGCAGCUGGAGAUCUUCAUCCUUACUGGCCACGGGACCUUCUGAUUCCCACCUAUGUUGCCAAUGACCGAUCCAUGUCAGAGAUUUUGACAUUCCUGUUUUCUGUAUCUGGAGUGUUUCUGCUUGUGACCUGGAUGAUCACCAGCCGGAAAGUUGCCACUGGCAGGCUGGGGACAUGGAGGCGUCUGGCUGUGUGCUGGUUUGCAGUUUGUGGGUUCAUCCAUGGUGUCAUUGAGGGCUGGUUCUCACUGUAUUAUGAUAUUAUUCCAGGAGACCAGAGCUUCCUGUCACAGCUCUGGAAAGAGUACUCCAAAGGAGACAGUAGAUAUGUAAUAGCAGAUAACUUCACUGUCUGCAUGGAGAGUGUGACUGCAUGGUUAUGGGGACCGUUCAGCUUUUGGGCUGUGUUUGCCUUCUUAACUAAUAAACCCUACAGAUUCGUCCUGCAACUCAUCAUUUCGUUAGGUCAGCUGUAUGGAGCAGUGCUCUACUUCUUCACAGAGCACAGAGAUGGUUAUUCUCACAGUGAGCUGGGACAUCCAAUCUACUUCUGGUUCUACUUUGUGUUCAUGAAUGUGCUGUGGAUCGUCAUACCGCUGUUGCUCAUUGUGGAUUCAUGGAAACAGCUGUCAGCAGCCCAGGCAGACACUGACAACACUAAGUCUGCCAAGUCUAAGAGGAACUGACCAGUGGUGGACUGAAGGGUGGGGGCGAGAAAAAGCAGCAGUGCACAUAAAGUCAUGGUGCAUUUAUGGUGAAACCGUUUGAAAGCCUGGUUAAAUAGACCACUGGAAGGGCACCGCAGAGGACAUUUUAUUUUAUCAUGUUUUAUCAUGUUUUAGGGGCAGCAAAGAGGAAACUUUUGCUGUUUUUUUCCCCCAAACAUGAUGUUACCAGGGGGGCAAUUUUAAAUGACAAUUAUGAGAGAUUGAAAGAAAAAAGAGGAGUGGAGAGAGCAUACAUUUUGUAUUGUAGAAAAUCACUACAUUCAGAUAUGAGGCAAAACAAAUGAUUACACUUCCCAUGAAAUGGAAAGCAGAGUGCUAUUUGUUCUAUUUGUUUACAGGGAAUGUAGUAGUCUACUGAGGUGGCUGUCUUGCCGUACUCGGAGGCUCUGUCUAACUCUGUUAACUCUGUCCGGCUGCUGAGCCCAGUUUUAAGAUUAAGUUAGCAGCAAUUAAAUAGUUGUUAGCUACUCUAGCAUGUCCAAAACACCAUUAAGAUACCAAAAAAAAAAAAAAAAAACUAAACGUGUAUGUGUAAUUUUGACCUAAUGGGGACUUCAAUUAAGACAUGCUCAUUUCUAUGGUUUAUUGUUUUGUACCUGAUGCAUUAUGCGCCUUUUAAAUGUGUAUACUCAAUAAAUAAGGAGUUUCAUCUUUCUUUCUUCUUUCUGCAACUUGUGUAUGGCAGUCUUUGAAUUGUGUUAUUGCUGUGUGGAGCCUGAAGGAGAGGAGCAAAAUAAAGAGUCUGUUUUCUCAA